GGUAGUGCCUGACGCGUGCCAAUGUUUAUCAUCGGGGGAGGAUUCAACAAACAAACCGGCUCUCUAUCGACUGACUAUCGCAUUGUAAUAAUAUAUGUUUAACAUUUGUGUAGCGAUAAGAUUCCUUUAAUAUUUUAACUCGUUUUCCCAUAAACUAAAUAAGUUUCAGUUCGUUUCGCAGUUGCUCACGGAACACUUUUAUUUUCUAGUAUAAUAUCUAAAAUUAUUGUGUCAAAUUGUAAUUGCCUGAUAAUGUCUUAUUAUACAAAACCCUAGCUUAUAAUUAAAAUAAUAAGUGUUUCAAGUGCAAAAAAAAAUCGGGUCGAAAUGAAAUUUCGACUACAUUUUCUCGUACUGCUUUUUUCAAUAAUAACUAAUACAACAUCUGGCUUAUAUAGUAACCAGCCGCGCUUUCGUUCAGAAAAUGGCCACUUGUUUAUCGAAAGUGCUACAAACCACAACAUUUCUUUGGUUACUAAAGGACAAGGCUAUGUGAACAUGAACGGCGAAAAUUUACAUCAUGUAAUAUCACUGGCUAGAGAAGCUUGGGAUACGGUAGAGUCGUUCCGGGCUAAUGAUUUACAAGUAUUUGCAGAAUCUCUCAAAAACCUAGCAGCCCUGUUAGAAGGACCAAGAAGUCUAACCAAUCGGCUAACUUCACUGGAGAUGCACUUUUUUAACAGUACUCCAACUACCGGCACGGCCAAAGGAAAAGAAGUAGGAAAUCCCGUUAAAUUUGGAAUGAGAUUAUCGAAUUUGGAGAAAAAGGUUUCCAAUCUUGUCAGUCUUUUAUCUGUAAGCGAGUGUUUGAGCAAUCCAUGCCAAAACGGUGGCACUUGCUUGGAUCAAUACAACGGAUUUCAGUGUAACUGUCCGCAAAACUGGCAGGGGAGAUUAUGCGAGAUAGAUGUCGACGAAUGUGUGCGUUUUAUGCACACAGAGUUGGGGUGCCAAAACGGGGCAGAAUGUAAGAACACCCCGGGCAGUUACGAAUGUCAAUGUGCUCCCAACUGGUACGGUUUGCACUGUACGAAAAGGAAAAACGACUGUAACAUGGCAACGUCUAAAGAACUGUGCGGAAAUGGCAUCUGCAUCAACCAAAUUUCUUCUCUAGGCUACACUUGCAUAUGCGAUCAAGGAUGGACAACCGACGGAAAUAAUCCGGCUUGCACCAAAGACGUGGACGAAUGCAAAGAAAACAAACAUACAUGCUCAGUAAACCCACCGGUAGACUGUAAAAACACCAGGGGGUCGUUUACAUGUGGAAAUUGUCCUAGAGGUUAUGAGGGUGAUGGAUUUGUGUGCACGGAUAACAAUGAAUGUUUACAGAAUAACGGCGGAUGUAGUUUAUUACCUAAAGUCCAAUGCAUCAAUACAAGGGGAUCAUUUCGUUGCGAGCCAUGUCCACCAGGAUAUAGUGGCGACGGGUUCAACUGUGUGUACGUCACUGGAGGGGUUUGUUCGAUCAACAACGGAGGCUGCCACUACAACGCUUUGUGCACAUCUUAUGGUCAGACAAUCCAAUGCACGUGUCGUUUGGGUUAUAGUGGAAUUGGAGUUGGCGAAAACGGAUGUGUUCCUACAGCCGUUUCGAAUGUUUGCGCAUCGAAUCCGUGUGGUCCUCACGGAAAUUGCGUUUCCAACUCGUCUAGUUUCACAUGUGUCUGCAAUCCAGGCUACACUGGAAAGGUAUGCGAAACACCGGUGAUCGACUCGUGUGAAGACACUCCUUGUGUUUUUGGGACUUGCAUUAGUGGAUUCGAACCGGGAACUACCGUUUGUGUGUGUCAAUCCGGAUACUUUGGGCCUUCGUGUGAAAAUCGUUUAGACAGUUGUGGCGGUUAUCUUAUGGAGUCCAAGGGAGAAAUCCGUUAUCCCGAGACGAACAACACUGCUACCUAUGAGAGCAAUUUAAACUGCGCUUGGUCCAUCGACGUGAACGACACUCAAGUGGUGAACAUGUCUUUCGUGUGGAUCGAUGUCGAAAAAUCGAUUGACUGUCGUUUCGAUUCGGUUGAGAUACUCAGCGGUGACGAAGACGAUGGAAAAUCAUUGGGAAAGUUUUGCGGACAAUCGUUGCCGGCCAAUAACAGCAUAAUAUCCGAUUCGAAUGUUGUGACCAUACGUUUUCGUAGUGAUCAAUCCAAGAACUAUAAAGGAUUUCAGCUGAACUAUACAACGACGCCACCGAACUGCGGCGGUGUAAUCAAUUUUGAAACGCACGGUACACUCAGUUCUCCCGGUUCUCCCGGGAAAUACCCUCCAAACCGAAACUGCUAUUGGACACUCAACGGUCCACCCGACAAGAGAAUACAAUUUCAAUUUUUUUCUUUCCGAUUAGAAAAACAACGUAAAUGCUAUGAUUAUUUGGAGAUUAGAGACGGCAUUUCUAUGAACAGUCCUGUUAUUGAUAAACUGUGCAACACCACGGUGCCUCCGCCGAUCUUAACUUCCAGUUCACACGCUCACUUGCACUUCCAUACGGAUUCAACUGGCCAAGAUUAUGGAUUCCAAAUGACAUACAGUGCUAUUGAAGGUGUACCAGGAUGCGGAGGUGUUCACACAAGCCCCUCGGGAACUAUUUCGUCUCCGAUGAACGUUUUGAGUGAUAGCAAAAUGUAUUUGGACAAUUUGAACUGCGAAUGGCACAUUAGAAUGCCUUUGAAACAAAAGCUUAAAUUAAUGUUUCUAAAGAGUUUUGAUAUAGAAUCGUCGAAAAACUGCACGUCCGAUUAUUUAGAAAUUCACGAUGGACCGACCAUAAAAUCACCAUUGAUCAGCCGCUAUUGCGGAUCAACCAAAUCUGAUCUUCCUAUUUUUAGUAGCAGUAACGAAGUGACCAUAUUGUUUAAAACCGACGUUUCUUCUGCUGCUGAAGGAUUCACCAUUAAAUACGAAACGAUAUGCGGAGGCACAUAUACUGAAAGCACUGGCAUAAUUGAAUCUCCGUUUUACCCUAAUCCGUAUCCGAAUAAUCGCGUUUGUAAAUAUCUCAUUUCUCAGCCAGUGGGUAAAGCAAUACGUCUUACAGUACUAAACAUGGACAUUGAAGACGUGACGUAUCCAAACUGUGUAUAUGAUUCACUCGAGAUACGAGACGGCGAUACGGAAAAUUCCACCAGAUUGGCGACAUUAUGUGGUUAUACAGAAAAAUUACCCAAACUACCCUUCAUUUCGACUCAUAAUUUUAUGUUACUCAAGUUCGUCACCGACAGCUCUAACAACAAUAAAGGGUUUCGUGCAAAUUAUACUACUAUUGACAUCUCAUGCGGCGGCAUACUGAAAGAGUCUGCAGGCAUCAUACAGUCGCCCAAACAUCCGGAAAAAUAUCUCCACAAUCAAUUUUGCAAAUGGAUCGUGUCGGUAAACGAAACUAAUCAAAUACAGAUAACGUGGCUCUCGUUUUCAUUAGAAAAUCAUAAAUCAUGCAACAACGAUUAUGUUGAAGUGUACGACAAUAGUAUAGAGGGUAAUUCGUCGAAAAUUGCUAGAUAUUGUGGAACCAAAGUGCCACCUGUGUUGACUUCAAUGGGAAAUCGUGUGACGGUUGUUUUCAAAACGGAUCAAUCGGUAUCCCAUGACGGGUUUAUGUUGAGUUACAUAUCUCUCACCAAAUCACAAGCAUGCGGUGGAAACUUUUUCACUCCGGAAGGUUUCAUUAAAUCUCCAAACUAUCCGGACGAAUAUCCAAACUCCAAAGAUUGUAGCUGGGUGAUAACCGUGCCGGUGACGAACCAGAUCGAAUUGAAUUUUACAUCUUUCAUGCUAGAAGAAAGUAUGGACUGCCGCUUUGAUUACGUUGAAGUUCGAAACGGAGGAUACGCGUCGUCGCCUUUGAUAGGGAAAUUUUGCGGAAGCAAGAUACUUUCAUCUAUAUCGUCGAUGGGCAAUUCUCUGUUCAUUAGAUUUGUUUCUGAUGGAUCGCGUGCUAGGAAAGGAUUUUUGAUGCAAUGGUAUACAUCUGCAAAAGGUUGUGGCGGAACACUCAACUCGGGUAUCGGACACAUAGUAUCGCCAAACUAUCCGCUGCCUGUCCAGGAGACAUUAGAAUGUUUUUACAAGAUAGCCGUGACACAAGGAAGUCAGAUCAAACUCACUAUAGUCGAUCUUGAACUAACAACUGGCGCUUUUUCUGGAUCUUUGUGCAAAGACGAUUACCUCGAAUUUUUUGAUGGUGCAAGUACAGCUAGCAAGUCUUUGGGUACUUUUUGCUCUGACGUCCAUUCUUGGUUCGUUCAUUCGUCCUCGAAUGAGAUGUACAUUAAAUUCAGAAGUAGUGGUUUAUCGAAGGGCAGAGGGUUUUCAUUGAAAUAUGCUACAGAUUGUAACGUAACGUUAAAAGGCUACCAGGGCGCAAUAGAAAUAGCUAAAUAUGAAAAUACUUUAACGGAUAAAUGUGCAUGGACCGUUAUGGCUCCCAAAGGUAAUAAAAUGAACAUAACUUUUACUACGUUCAAAAUGGCUAACAGCCGUAUGCGAGCACUCAUGUUCCACCGUUUUGGUCAAAUGGAUCCAGCUACUUCUUGUAAUACAUCUCAGUUAACCAUAUCCGAAGGAGUCAAACUAGACGAAGUGAACACAGUGCUCUGGAAAUAUUGUACGAGCGAUCCACCUCUGACAAUAUCAUCUACAACGAAUAUUGUGCGAGUAAAUUAUAAUUUCCGAAGUAAAUGGCCGUUUUUGGAUAGAUACGAUAGUUUUCGAUUAGAGUGGAUAGUUGACGGAUGUGGGGGAGUGCUUAAUCAACCGGAUGGAGAAUUCACAUCACCUGGCUAUCCGGGAGUGUACCCUAGUAGUGUAUCGUGUGAAUGGAAAAUUGUCGUCGAUUAUGGAAAUACUAUAGAAAUAACUGUAGAAGAUUUUUGGUUCGAAUCGUCAUUGUCUUGCAACUUUGAUUUCUUAGCAAUUUAUAGCGGGGAAGAUGAUUCUGGCCCCGAAUUAACUAGAAUAUGUCACAAAGAGUCCAAUUCGGUAAUUGUGACUACCGGUGGAAAUACAGCGUUUGUAAAGUUUGUCUCGGACAACGGUAUACAGAGGAAAGGGUUUAAAGCUUCAUACAAAAAUGUCGAAUCAAAAUGUGGAGGACUAUUUACUGCGCCUCAGGGUGUUAUUCACACAACCAACUACCCUCAAAACUAUGACUCUAAUAGCUCUUGCGUGUGGUACAUCGAAGUGACAGAAACUCAUUUAAUCAAUUUAACGUUUGUCGACUUUAGCACCCGUAGUAACCCGGUUUUAGGAAACGACAGGGUGCUUGUGUACGACGGUGACAUUGAAGGUCAACUACUUUUGAACCAUUCUGGAAACAGUAUCCCGCCAACGAUUAUAUCUUCGUCUAAUAAGCUAGAAAUAUCUUUCAAAGUCGGAAAAGGCGAAUUACGCGCUAAAGGAUUUAAGGCUGUCUACAGAAUAGCAUGUGGCGCCAAACUAGUGACAAAUGAUUCAGGGAUUAUCACCAAUCAUCCGUCUUUUAAUUCCGUGGAAUCGUCAAACUGCGUAUGGACAAUUAUAUCGGGAAUUCCUCAGUCAAAGGUCACGUUAACUUUUACUCAGAUCGAUGUUGGCCAUUAUACUGAAGAUGUAGUUGGCAAUCACACCGAGGACUGUUCUAAUGUGUUGUUUUCAUCGACUAUUCGAGUUUUGGAAGGCCGUGAUUCAGACGCGCCUGAAAUUACAAAAAUCUGCAAAUCUAAUCCAUUCCCAUCGCCUAUCAUAAGUAACGGACCCGCCAUGCGAAUUGAGUUUAAUGAAACCUCAGGUGGAUUUGAUUCGUUUACUGCCAGUUAUUCUGUACGGUCGAUAGCUUGUGGUGGAACAUUCGACACGAUCAGAGGAACAAUUUCUUCGCCCAAUUACCCAAACGGGUAUCCGAGAGAUGCGGAAUGUGUUUGGAUAUUAAAGUCGUCUGCUGGAAAUCGCAUGACGUUAAACUUUAUUGACUUUCAAUUAGAGUCUGAUGAAUUUUGUAACGUUGACUAUGUAGAAAUCAGAGAAGGAAAUUCCGUGGGUCCACUUUUAGGCGUCUACUGUGGACCGAAUAUUCCGUCCACCGUAAUGUCUGGUGAAACACUUUGGGUGAAAUUCCGUUCCAGCAACGUUGGUUCUGCCAAAGGAUUUACGGCUAAUUUUAAAUACGCAUCGAAUAACGAGUUGGGAGGACGGUCUGGCAUGAUUGCCAAUCCGGGAUAUCCAAAAAUGUUCAGAGGCAAUGGUCAUUAUUCUUGGAGAAUAACUGUCGACAAUGGAAAACGAAUACAAUUAGUGUUUAAGGAAAUGAUAUCUACGUCUACGGAUCACUACAUAGAAAUUUUCGAUGGCUACGACGAAAAUUCGGUGAAUUUGUUGUCGAGUACAGGUCUAGUAUAUUCGGACUUUACAGAGCCAAUGUUAUCGAGCGACAACGUUGUGUACAUCAAGUUCUACACGGACUCGCUCAGUGGAUCUUACGCAGUAACACAUUUUUUGAUAUCAUGGAUUCAAUUGGAUAAACCAUCUGCCCAAUUUUUGUUUCCCGAGUUUGACUACGAAACCGCGUCGAACACAUCCGAGAUAGACUAUUAUUUAUCACAGUCUACCAACUCCAGUGUGAUAAUUACAAGUCCCGGUUAUCCCAUUGGGUAUGCGCCAAAUCUGAAUAUAACCUGGACAAUUCACACUGAACCAAGAAAUCACAUUGAAAUUGAUUUUAUAAACGUUCAAUUGUCCGCGAGUUCAAGAGCUUUCCUGUCUUGUUACAGGGAUUAUAUACUUGUUAAAACGCUGGAUCCAGAUAAUGGAAACAUGAAAUUUUUGGACAAAAUAUGCAAAAAUAAAAUUCCCGGAUCAGAUUCGACUUUGAUUGGUAGUAAUAUAGUAAAUUUAUCAUUCGUAUCAGGCAAAACGAACGGUACUGGGUUUAAAGCAGAAGCAAAAAUGAAAUGUGGUGGUCAUUUAAGGGACAGAUCAGGUACACUUAAUGUAACUGCGAUAUCCUCCUGUACUUGGAAUAUUACUGUGCGCCCUGGCAGACAAAUCGCUCUGAAAAUCACACAUUUUAAAACAGCGACAGUUAGCACUCCUACUUGUUCAAAUAGUUAUGUUUUGUUGAAAAAUGGUAUUUACGAAGAUUCUCCUCUUCUCGGUAAAGGCAAGUAUUGCGAAGAAACAGAUGCAACUCUACCGUUGACAACUGACAACAAAUUACAAGUUCAAAUAAAAGCAGACAUUCACGAUGUCAUUACAAUAAGCUACCAAGAACAUUCAUUGAAUUGCGGUAGCCAAAUAUCGUUGACGGACGCCGGUAAUAUCACUCAAAUUACAUCUCCUAUGUACCCAAACAUACCACCGGCACACACAGAAUGCACUUGGAUCGUAGUAGCACCUACAGGAGAGCGGAUUUCCGCCACCGUCGAAGACAUAGAUAUUAAAUAUGACGAAAAGUGUCCACAAGAAUAUCUCGAGUUCAGAGACGGGGGUGCUCACAUUUCGCCAGUGAUCAAUCGGUUGUGCCGAACGACGGGCAUUCCUGAUAUCGAGACCACACAAAAUUAUCUGUACAUCAAGUAUUUCACCGAUUUGAACGUGCCGAGCAACGGAUUCAAAUUAAAUUUGUCCAUAGCCAGGUGUGGUGGCACUCGUCGCGGUGCCAAAGGUGUCAUCGCUUCGCCCCAUUAUCCGGGCUCGUACGAUUCCAACAUGGACUGUGAGUACCGAAUUAUAGUCAACAACCACUAUAGGAUUGUGCUGAGUUUCGUCACAUUGUCUUUGAAAAGGCUAAUACCAGAUCACGGGGUGAUCCACGCGGUAGCAGACAACGAAACGGUUGACGACACGUUGACCAUAUUUGACGUGGACCAGUUUAACGGCACAAGAACGAUGAUAACCAAGGUUUUCGGAUCCAACAGCCCGGCUUCGCCAAUCAGAUCGUCCGGUCAGGAAUUAGUGAUCAAAUUCAAAUCGGUUCCCAAGAGUGGACCGUUCACAUCAAAGAGCAACAACGCCAAGUUCUUGUUGUCUUAUGAAACCGAGUACAACGAUUGUGCGAAAGACUAUGAGAUGGAAAGUGGCGAGAUAGAAGGACCUCGUUUUGAUAGCUUGCAUUCGAAUCGAAUAGCCUGUGUGUACAGAAUAAUUGUGCCACAAGGCCGUCGGAUUACGGUGGAACUUCUGCACGGACGAUCGAUCGCCGAACGCUGCGAUACCUUGAAACUGUGGGGAAAUUACAAAGAAAAGCUUUUCUUUAUGAGCUACGAAGCGUCAAUGUACAGCGAAACUUGUAUCGACUAUACGUAUAGCCUCAAGACGUUUAACUAUGUCUACGAAUCCACUUCCAACGUGAUGGUUGUCGUGUACAGAUUUUCGUAUGGUAGCCAAAUUGGUUUUCGACUGAAGUUCACGUCGGAAAAACCUUCAAUAUGUGGAGGAUCUAUAGACACUAGUGCUGGUGGACAAUUACAACUGCCUCCUUCGAACCUGACAAGAUUUUAUUGCGCAUGGGACUUUGUAAACAAAAACGGUACAGUAGUGAUAAAUGCGAAUUUCAAAGUUACCGACAACGUCAUGUCGUUUGAUUACACCAACACUUUGGAAGCCAGUGACGGCAACUUAAUAUAUCUAAAAGACUACAAGCCAAGCGCUAAUUCCAACGACAAGUUCAUUAUUCGAAGUCCGUUAGCAUCAACUCAUGUCAUAGUUAAAGGCAACACAAAAUACAUCAACUAUACAGCCACUCUCAACUACACCGUAAGUAAAUGUGGUGGAAUGUUUGAAGGACAAAAAUUGACCAUAACAAGUCCGAAUUACCCGCAAAACUUUGCACCCAACACGAAUUGUGCUUGGUCGGUAAAACUUCCUGAAGGCCAAAACGUAAACAUUCGUUUCACCGAUUUUGAUUUGGCAUCCUCGUGCGAAUCGAAUUUCUUAGCGUUCCACAACGGGCCUGACCCCGAAGCUCCGUUGUUGGGCAAAUUCUGCGGUAAUGUGUUGCCUGCUAACCUGGAGACGUUCUCGAAUAAUAUCUGGGUGGUGUUUGCGUCCGGCGAUCAAAUUUCGAAAAAAGGGUUCAACGUAACGAUCGAACCGAAAGUGCAAAGCGGUUGCGGCCAGUCGUAUUUACUGGAAAAAGGAGAAAUAACCAGCACAAAUUUCCCGGGCUCCUAUCCCGACAACGACGAAUGCGAAUGGACAAUAAACGUGGAACCGGGCAACAGAAUCAGUUUGACAUUCGUCGACAGGUUCAACGUGGAGCAGAGCAAAAACUGCACCAAAGAUUUCGUACAGGUUUACGACCUCGUAGAUGGAGACUGGGUACCUCUUGGAAAUCGGUUAUGUGGCAGACAAGUACCGCCGACGAUAAACUCUACGGGGACCAAAAUCAAAGUUCGUUUCCGUUCGGAUAGCGAAAUAACAGCAGAAGGAUUUAAAGCUACAUGGAAGAGUUUUUGCGGAGGUGUAUUCACUGAGAGUACAGGAAAAAUCGUUUCCCCGAACUUUCCAAAAUUGUAUCGUCACGGUUUAACGUGUAACUAUACCAUAAUCGCUCCAAAAAAGAACAUUCGUUUGGUUUUCAAAUCGUUCAACAUUGAAGAUGCCAAUUGUCGUUAUGACAAUUUAACGAUUUAUGAUAAACCGCAUGAAAAUAUCAAUGCGAAGUCAUUGCAUUUGAUCGGGACAUAUUGCGGGAAAAAUUCGCCAAAUGUGCUAACUCUGAAUAGUCAUGUAAUGCUAUUGUUCAAGACGGAUAGUUCGGGUACUUAUUCAGGAUUCGAAAUUGAAUACGACACAGAAGGAUGUGGAGGCGAAAUGACUGAACCUGGAUUGAUAACAUUUGUAAACAAGAACAAUAAUUUAGCAAGCUAUGCUUAUAUGGUUAACUGUACGUGGACAAUUCAAGCUCCGCCGGAACAGAUAAUCGAAUUAUUUUUCAAUAAAUUCCAAGUGGGCAUGUCGAACGAAGGAGAAGGCUGCGACUCGGACUUGGUCACAGUUUAUGACAGUCCCAAAAUAAAUUCCAAUAAGACCUUAGGCGAAUUUUGCGGAGAUUUGAACGACAUGUUACCCGUAGUUCGGUCCACGGCCAACUCGAUGGUCGUUGAAGCUGUUAACGAUGGUUCGGCGUACAACCUUGGGUUUUCCGGCGAAAUUGUAUUCACUUAUGGCGAAGCUAGUGGAUGCGGUGGUACAAUAAAGUUGGACCAAACGAAUUAUCAAUCUGGGUACACACUGGAAUCGCCCAAAAGGUUGAAAAGGACUUCGUUGGAUUGCGGCUGGCUGGUUAUAGUCAAUUCAUCGUACGCGGUGCAGAUACAGAUGGUCAAGUACACAGAGACCCCGAAAUGUUCCACAAAUUCUACAAGCUGCGGCUGUAGUUCUAUACAGUUCUUAGACGGUCCGGGUCGGGCAAGUGCAAGUAUUCAUAAGUAUUGCGCUGGAGAAGCCGACGUUGGUCCGCUGAUCUCGGCUGGCAGUGAGGCUUAUAUACGAAUGCAAGUUUUUAGCGACGACGUUGGCGUCGACUUUGAGUUGAAGAUUAAACCGGUGACAUCUGUAUGCGGUCCACGUGCGUUAAUAGCUUCGAACAAGACACAAGUGUUGGCUUCUCCCGGCUACCCAAUGUCUUGUGAUAACAACUUGAGAUGCGUUUGGACAAUAGGCGUGGACGAAAUCUAUCCAAUAUUGUCAUUGCACUUCACGGAAAUCGCGUUGCAACAAACCAAAGAUUGCCAAACAGACUAUUUAGAACUUCAAUAUUCAACCGAAAUGACGCCGUUUACGUUGCGGUUAUGUCAUGUAGAUCAUCAAUUCGACUUCCACGUUAGACUUUGGGGGAAGCCUUUGACUUUGAAACUAUUCACCGAUGAACGAGAAUCGUCCAGGAGAUUCCGGUUGGAAUAUUCCAAAACCAGAUGCCAACCGAGUUACAACAACACUCAGGGCCGUGUAAUGUUUGAUAUGAAUAAAAUAUCUUCGGUUUCCGACGAUUGUGUGUUCACCAUAGACGUCGGUCAACCCAAUUUGACGAUUUCUGUAUACUUUACUACGUUUGCCAUAAACGACCCUUCGAAUUUCCUUAAAGUUUACGAUGGCUCGUCCACGUCGGCACCUUUGUUGGCAAAACUCACGGAUUCUUCACAAGUGUACACACCUGUGCCCAUAUUUUCUUCGGCGUCGACUCUAACAAUGCAUUAUAAGGUCUCGCGUGCAGACAGUGGAACGAUGGACUUUAGUUACACGUCAACAGAUCAAGGCAAAGGAUGUGGCGGUAGACUGUUCAACACAAAGGGUACAGUUACGAGCCCAAUGUAUCCGAAAUUAUACAGAAACGGCACCACUUGCCGAUGGGAUAUAGCUGUACCUGCGCCACAGCCAAUAGGAAUAGCGUUUAGAGUUUUUGAUCUUGGACCGAAAUCAAUGUGCGACACCAACUUCGUGGACAUGUACGACGUCGACCAAAACACCGGCAAAGAGUCGUUUGUGGCUAAAUACUGCGGCGGGGACACUCCGGCGUAUCAUGUAAGCAAAACGGGAGCUGUGUUUAUUCGGUACACCACAAACAUACACAACGUCGGGUCGGGUUGGAUAUUGAAUUUUCAACUACAUUCCGACUAAUGAAUAUAUUAUAUUAUUAUAUUAUAUACUAUGCCUCGAAAAUACAAUAUAGCGUGCAUAUUAUUAGUUAGACACAA
Messenger RNA from Adelges cooleyi (spruce gall adelgid), 11663 nucleotides. Its product is annotated as cubilin. Lineage: Eukaryota; Metazoa; Arthropoda; Insecta; Hemiptera; Adelgidae. Bases 328 to 11586 code for a protein of 3752 amino acids. The transcript has 61 exons. Gene Ontology annotation, molecular function: calcium ion binding. The record is from RefSeq and is a predicted model, not a curated record.